Messenger RNA from Capsicum annuum, 927 nucleotides. RefSeq names its product feruloyl CoA ortho-hydroxylase F6H1-3. Lineage: Eukaryota; Viridiplantae; Streptophyta; Magnoliopsida; Solanales; Solanaceae. The record is from RefSeq and is a predicted model, not a curated record.
CUCAAAAAUAUAGUGCCUACUAAAUCCUCAAUUGAUCUUUCAAAUAUCACUGAUUUUGUAGUAAAUGAAGGGCAUGGAGUAAAGGGUCUUUCAGAAAUGGGCAUUCAAAAAAUACCCAAACAAUAUAUUCAGCCAAUUAAAGAGAGAUCAAUUACAACUACCCCUACAAUUCUUGAUGAUCAAAUUCCAGUAAUUGACAUGUCCAAUUGGAACAUUGACAACAAUGCAGCUGAGAAAUGGUUUUUUUUCCAGAUAAUAAAUCACGAUAUUUCUCUUCAAGUUCUUGAAUCCGUUAAGGAAGCCACGUAUAGGUUUUUUAAACAGCCCGCGGAGGAGAAGAGUAAGCAUUCCAAGGAAAAUUCAUCGACUAAUAACGUAAGAUAUGGUACACGUUUUACUCCUAAAGCUGAAAAAGCUUUGGAAUGGAAAGAUUAUUUGAGCCUUUUUUACGUUUCUGAUGACGAAGCUGCUUCUCUUUAGCCUUCUGCUCUAAGGGAUGAAGCAUUGGAGUUGUUGAGAAAUUCAGAAAUUGUGAUCAAGAAGUUAUUAGAGGCACAACUAAACAUAAAAUCAAUAGACCAAACAAAAGAAUGACUUCUAAUGGGAUCAAAGAGGAUUAAUUUUAAUUACUAUCGAAAAUGUCCUAAUCCUGAAUUAACCAUUGGUGUUGGUCGUCACUCUGAUGUCUCAACGUUAACAAUACUUCUUCAAGAUAAUAUUGGAGGCACGUGUCACCAAUCGAGGGGGCUUUGGUAAUUAACAUUGGCGAUGAAUACAAUAAUGUAUUUUUAUAUUAUUAAAUAUAUAGUAAUAAGUGCUUAAAUGAAUACAAUAAUGUAUUUUUAUAUUGCAUGCGCAUCUUUCUCAUGUAAAACUAUUUUGUUUCUUGUAUUAAAUUUAAGUGUGUUUAAUAUUCCUUGGGAUAAA